Messenger RNA from Pseudomassariella vexata, 487 nucleotides. RefSeq lists its product as uncharacterized. The coding region runs from base 171 to 449 and encodes 92 amino acids. NCBI's taxonomy places the organism in Eukaryota, Fungi, Ascomycota, Sordariomycetes, Amphisphaeriales, Pseudomassariaceae. The transcript has a single exon. The record is from RefSeq and is a predicted model, not a curated record.
CUGCAUCCUCGUUCUUCAAGCCCAUCGUCAUACAAGGGCAAACAUUUGUCGAUGGUGCCACGGGAUACAACAAUCCCGUUGAAGAAACUCUGGACGAAGUGGAGCAAAUAUGGCUCACUAGCGGUCGUCGUAUCGAGAGAUUCUUAAGCAUUGGCACAGGAAAGCCUGGGAUGUCACCUUUUGGGAAGAAUCUUAAGAACCUUGGCGAGACCUUGAUUAAGAUCUCGACGGACACUGAACAAGCCGCCGAGAGAUUUGAAAAGACUGUUGUGCGAAUUAAUGGCCUCAGCGGGCUCUACUUUCGCUUCAACGCACGCGGUCUGGAGAAGGUUGGCUUGGAGGAUCACAAGAGUCUUUGUAUGAUAGCUGCGGCAACGAACAGCUACCUCAACGAGCAUGAAACUCUCCAAAAGCUGAAUGCAUUUGCUGCAGCUACUCCAUGUACGUAGGACCUGGCAGUCUCGGCCAUUAUUGCGACAAUCCAGGG